Aspergillus calidoustus is the source of this 813-nucleotide messenger RNA. The record is from the annotation of a GenBank genome assembly. Lineage: Eukaryota; Fungi; Ascomycota; Eurotiomycetes; Eurotiales; Aspergillaceae.
AUGGGCUACAACGACGACGACUACAACAACUCCAGCUCCGGUGGUUACGGUGACUCUGGAUACGGCAACUCUAGCAGCCGGAACGAGUCAAGCUAUGGCAGCUCCAACACCAAGUCUGGCUAUGGAGACUCCCGGUCCAGCGGCCGCAAUGAAUCAAGCUACGGCGACUCUACUUCCAGCAGCCGCAAUGAGUCCAGCUAUGGCGACUCCACCUCUAGCGGCCGUGGCAGCUCCACCUAUGAUGACAACAAGUCCAGUGGCUACGGCAACUCGAGAGCCAGCGGCCAUAAUGAAUCAAGCUACGGUGACUCCACGUCUACUAGCUACGGUGACAACAAAUCCAGUGGCUACGGCAACUCAAGCUCCAGCUAUGGCGACUCGACAUCCAGCGGCCGUAAUACUGGCUCAAGCUACGGCGACUCUAAAUCAACCAGCGGCUAUGGAGACUCGAGAUCCAGCGACCGUGAUGAGUCGAGCUACGGCGACAACAAGUCCAGUGGAUAUGGAGACUCCAGGUCUAGUGGGCGAAAUGAGUCCAGCUACGGCGAAUCCAACCACGGAUCCAAGUCGAGCGGCUAUGGAGAGUCUACUUCCACUGCCCGUGACAACACCAGCUCCGGUGGCUAUGGUGACUCCAGGUCUAGCGACCGAAACGAGUCGAGCUACAGCGAAUCCAAAGAUGACUCCAAAUCCAGCCGCUAUGGAGAGUCUGAAUACGGCAGCCGUGGCAACACCAGCUCUACCGGUUAUGGAGACUCUAGGUCGAGCAGACACGGAGAAUCGAACUACGGCGAGUCAGACUACAGCAGAUAA